AUGAUGACGUGCCGUCUGCUGUGCGCCCUGUUGGUGCUUGCCCUGUGCUGCUGCCCGUCCGUGUGCGGGACAACGAGUGGAGAUACAACUGGAAAAAAUUCUGUUUCAAAGGGUGUCGAGAAAGAGGGAACAGGUGAGGGGAUGGAAUCGCAUAGUACAACUUCUCCUUCGCCACAGAAAGGAGAGGAGGAGAAAAGGAAGGAGGUACAGGAACCAAAUAUGGCGCUUCAUACGUCACAGGAAACGGGUACAAUAAAAGAAACGGCACAGUCACAAAAUACUUCCAAUAAGAAACAGGAUCAGGAAGGGCAAUUAAGCAAGGAAGAGACUGAAAACACGAACACUAACACGUCAAAUGAACAAAAGAAGGCCGCCGCACCAACUACGACCACGACGACCACGACGACCACUACAACAAUGACGACAACCACCACCACUGCCCCAGAGGCACCAACUACCACCGAGGCACCAAUUACGACUACAAAGGCGCCAACCACGACGACCACCCGCGCACCGUCACGUCUUCGCGAAAUUGACGGCAGCCUCAGCAGCUCUGCGUGGAUGUGUGCCCCGCUGCUGCUCGCCGCAUCCGCGCUGGCGUACACCACUGUGGGCUGA
Molecule: messenger RNA, 618 nt
Organism: Trypanosoma cruzi
Lineage: Eukaryota; Euglenozoa; Kinetoplastea; Trypanosomatida; Trypanosomatidae
Product: mucin TcMUCII, putative
Exons: 1
Coding region: 1-618 (205 amino acids)
Source: RefSeq, a predicted model, not a curated record